Condylostylus longicornis is the source of this 492-nucleotide messenger RNA. It is a transcript of the gene Nedd8, whose product is annotated as NEDD8. Gene Ontology annotation, biological process: modification-dependent protein catabolic process; regulation of proteolysis; protein neddylation. Gene Ontology annotation, cellular component: cytoplasm; nucleus. Lineage: Eukaryota; Metazoa; Arthropoda; Insecta; Diptera; Dolichopodidae. Gene Ontology annotation, molecular function: ubiquitin protein ligase binding; protein tag activity. The record is from RefSeq and is a predicted model, not a curated record. The transcript has 3 exons. Bases 127 to 366 code for a protein of 79 amino acids.
UUGAUCCAGCUGAUACAAAAGUUGCAUUUUUACAAGUAAAGCGGUCUUGGGAAAUCCGAUUUAAAUACAUUUUUUAUUAAUAUAAAAUAACUUUUGUUAGUUCUUAUAUAUUUAAAUAUACUCAAAAUGUUAAUUAAAGUUAAAACUUUAACUGGUAAAGAGAUCGAAAUUGACAUUGAACCUACAGACAAAGUUGAUAGAAUUAAAGAAAGAGUUGAAGAAAAAGAAGGCAUUCCACCACAACAGCAGCGUUUAAUUUUCUCUGGAAAGCAGAUGAAUGAUGAUAAAACAGCGGCUGAUUAUAAAGUGCAAGGUGGUUCCGUUCUUCAUUUAGUAUUAGCUUUAAGAGGUGGUCACUUAAAUUGAAAUUUGAAAUAAAUGAUAUUGUGGAUUUAAGAUAAUUUUUUUUAAUUUAUAACGGCUAAUAAUUUUUGAAAUUGAUAUACAAAAUUCAUAAUACAUACAAAUGUAAAACAAAAAAUGCUUUUUUUU